Trichoderma citrinoviride is the source of this 2259-nucleotide messenger RNA. Its product is annotated as exocyst component. The transcript has a single exon. The record is from RefSeq and is a predicted model, not a curated record. NCBI's taxonomy places the organism in Eukaryota, Fungi, Ascomycota, Sordariomycetes, Hypocreales, Hypocreaceae. The coding region runs from base 1 to 2259 and encodes 752 amino acids. Gene Ontology annotation, biological process: exocytosis; exocyst localization. Gene Ontology annotation, cellular component: exocyst. Gene Ontology annotation, molecular function: SNARE binding.
AUGGACGACGCUCCCGUCCCCAAACUGUCGGAUCUGCUACGGCAUCCUGACGACCUCGACAAGAUACCCGCGCUGAAGCUCGAGCUGUCGCGCAAGAAGAGCGCCGUCGAUGGGCAGCUACGCAAUGGCCUCCGGGAGCAGCUCGAGACGACGCAGUCGGGCAUGAACGGCCUCAGCGACGGCCAGAAGGCGGUGCAGCAGAUUAAGGAGGAGAUGAUGAAGAUUGACAAGCUGUGCUCCGAGUCACAGACCAUGAUCAAGGACUUUGCCAGCAUCAACAUGGUGUCACAGGCGCACCGCAACUUUGGCGCCGUCGAGGCCAUGAGGCGCAACCUCGAAACGUUUAACGAACGCCUGGCCGUCGUCGAGCGGAUGCUGCGCGAGGACGACGACGACAACGAGAACAUGCCGAACCUCCUCCCGUGCCACUACGAGCUGACGCAGCUGCGCAACAUACGAGACGACGCCAUGGAGCAGAUCCAGAGGGCCGAGGACCCGAGCCUGGAGUCGACUCUAGAGGACUACUUCACACGGCUGGACGAUACGAUCGACUGGUUUGACGAGCACGUCGGUAUCUUGGCUAUGAACCUCAUCAACCUCGUCGUCAGCGACAACAACGGCCUGGUGGUUCGCUUUGCCGUCGUCAUGGAGGCGGAGGAGAAGAGUGACCAGCGCGUCAUGGCCCUGCAGGAGGCACUCAAGGACCACGAAGAGAUGGCAGCCCGUUUCCAAGGUAUUACCGACGGUGCUCGCAAGGUCCGCGGCUACAAGGACAAGUUCAUGCAGGCCAUCAAGGUCAGCGCGGAGCAGCAGUUCCAGCAGGCUCGAGAGGACUUUCUCGAUGACGCCGACGGCCUCGAGGCGGCGAUGAAGUGGUUCUUCAACGAUCUGAAUGCCGUCAAGAUUGGCAUGACGCCGCUCAUGCCGAAGAAGUGGCGGAUCGCAAAAACGUACGCCGACAUCUACCACGUCUUGAUGCACGACUUCUUGAUCGGCAUGGUGGACGACCCAGAAGCCAGCUCCGCGCACACGCUAGCCAUUGUCAGCUUUCCCGAGAAAUACUACAAGAAGAUGGCCAAGCUUGGCUUUAAACAGGAAGACCUGGUACCACACGUCAUCGACAACCGCGAGGCGGAGCUCGUUCGCGAUUUUCGACAGCUCAUUAUCAAAUUCCUCGACGAAUGGAUCGAUCGAAUUUUCGAACAGGAGAAGCGUGACUUUGCCGAGCGUAACACCGAGGGCUCCAACUUGGAUCAGGAUGAGUAUGGCUACUUCCGGACCAAGAACCUGGUUGCCCUGUGGAGGAUGCUGCGCGAGCAGGUCGAGGCGGCCAUCAACUCGCAGCGUGCAGACGUGGUCGAGGGUGUUGUUGACGCCAUGUUCCUACGGUUACGCAGCCGGCAGCAGUCGUGGCAGCGCAUGCUCGACGACGAGGCUGAGCGCUACGAGAGCGGCAGGAUCCCUGACCUGGAGGGUUUCCAGGCGCUGCAGGACUGGCUCGUGGCCACAGCCAACGACCAGAUCGCCGUCAUCGACGAUAACGAGGAGGAAAACCGGCUGGGCUACCUGUCGAGCUUCCGACAGCAGUUUGAGCGCAACGUCAGCCCGCAGUACCUCGAACGCACCGAGCAGGAGCUCAACGCCCUACGCGACGGCUACGUCGACUUCAGCACCUGGUGCAUCCACAAGUUCGCCCACCUCGUCUUCGUCGUCGACUUCAAGGUCGUCAUGCCCGACUUCUUCACCCCGAAAUGGUACACCAACACGGCCAUGAAGCAGAUGGUCGUCACUUUCGAGGAGUACGUCGGCGAGUACCGCCAGGCUCUUCACCACUCCCUCGUCGACAUCUUCAUUGAGAUCUUUGCCGACGAGCUGCUCGUGCGGUAUCUGUCAUCGGUGCGCAACAAGGGAGCAAAGUUCCGGCGCGUCGACCCCUUCCGGGAUAAGCUCUUCAACGAUAUCGCCACCGCCUUUGAGUACUUUUCCAACUUGGCCAGUCCGGAGGUUGCCAUGUCUAUCAAGGACACGUGGAGAGUCACGGAACACUUCUUGGCCUUGAUCUCCGUGGAUAAGGACUCCGUGGCAGACGCGUUUGCGGCGUUCAAGUCUGCGUACUGGGAUCUGCAAAUCAGCUGGGUCGAGGCUGUGCUGCGGUCCAGGGACGAUUUCGAACGAAGCAUGCUGAAUGCCGUCAAGGCGAGGGCGGCGCAAAUGGACGUCGUCAGAGGGCCGGAGACGGUCAUGGCCAAGAUUAAGUAA